Molecule: messenger RNA, 7957 nt
Organism: Zychaea mexicana
Lineage: Eukaryota; Fungi; Mucoromycota; Mucoromycetes; Mucorales; Lichtheimiaceae
Exons: 25
Coding region: 355-7821 (2488 amino acids)
Biological process (GO): protein phosphorylation; phosphorelay signal transduction system
Molecular function (GO): phosphorelay sensor kinase activity; protein binding; ATP binding
Source: RefSeq, a predicted model, not a curated record
UCCAUGGUAUGCUUCUUCGGCGUUUGUUCCUUAAAGAGUAACCUGCACCCUUCUCUUUCACUUUUUCUCUUUUCUGCUUCUGUUUUCUCUUUCUACGUCGUCAUCCUCCGCCCCAACCACCCCCUCCUCACACCACCCUCUCCCUAUACAUUUUCUCUCAGGGAGGGUCAUCAAAUAAGGAUCCAGAAACUCAGCACAAGGUAAUAGGGCCUAGUAGUUAGCAGUAGUAAUAGUAUGUAGGUGAAACCCACCCCCUCCAAAUUGUCCGUGAUUUGAUAUACUCAAAAGAAGAAAAAAUGCAGAAAGAAAGAGUCUCUCCCCGAUCUUUAAGUCGUUUCGUCGUGAAACUUGAUCAUGUCAAAUUCUGCUUCAAGUGCUUCUCAAACCGAAUCUCCUGGUCUUGCUGGCGUAUUGUCGGGUCCUCUCUCCAUUCCUGGCUAUCACUUCAAGUCAUUACCAACACAGACGCUAGCUCAUGGAGGUGAGAAUGUCGACGUUGUAUGCGGCUACAAAAUUUCAAACAAGAAUGCCGUGGUUGCUAAAGUGUCAUGCACAAGCUCGCUUCGGUUGGAACGAGAAUUUUACAUUAUGAAAAGACUAUACCAAUAUGCCGACGGUCCUUUAUACAUUGUGCGCCCACUCGAGUAUCUCAAUUUACCUAGCGGGUUGACAGUUGCAAUUUAUGCAGACGAAGGACGCAACUAUCUUUUUCGACGAACAUCCGACGAGACGCCAGAAUUAUCUGCAACAUAUGCUACAUCGACGACGAGUGUCGCUAGCGACAAUGCAUCAUCUAUAGGAAGCAGCAGCAAUGGCAGCAGCAAUAGCAAUAGUAAUCUCGGUGCGUGGGCACAGUAUCAGCACAUGACAAACAUUCCGUCAUACCACCCUACUGCAUAUGACGGACCAUCGAAUGAUGUGGCACACAGUUUAACACCGCAUGCAUACGACUUGGGGACUUUUUUACGAUUCGCAAUUAUGACAACCGAGUGUUUGGAGUUUAUACAUCGACAUACCAUCCAUGGGGAAGUGCGGCCUUCAGCUUUUCAAUGGAGCGGCAGCGAUAAUGAUCGUGUCAAGCUGUGGAACUUUGGAUCUGGCUCGAAAUCAUACGAGAGUUUCCUUACAUCAGAAGGAUGGCGCAAGACAGCAACGAGUAAGGAGUCAAUGCACAUGCUUCAAAGCUUACUGGUGUAUAUGAGCCCUGAACAGACAGGCCGAACAACGUAUGCGCCGGACCAUCGAUCCGAUAUCUACUCCCUUGGCAUCAUCUUUUUUUUCUUGCUAACGGGUCGACCUCCUUUCAAUGGCGGGCCACUGGAGAUUCUGAACGGCAUUCUGAGCCGCAAAGUGCCACUUGUACAUGAGCUGCAGCUCGAUGUUCCAGAUGUCGUGUCACGGAUAAUAGAAAAAAUGACGAAUAAGGCUCCUGAUGACAGAUACUCGAGUGCGCACGGUGUUCAGUUCGACCUGAAAGAAUGCCUCAAGAGACUCAAGGAAUCUGAAAGAUCCAGCGAGGUGAUCCCUUCAUUCCCACUUGCACAGCAUGAUAUCGCGUCCGUGUUCACACUCCCCAAAACAAUUUACGGACGUCACCACAUUCUCUCCGAAAUGACAUAUAUCAUUGAGCGACACGUCAACGCUUACAGAACAGCAUUGGCUCGGACCCGUGAAAGGUCAACACAAGCAGCUAGCAGCAAUGCUGGACCCUCUGUUGAAAUUUUGAAUGGUAGCAACGGUGGCGCUGGCGGCAUCAAUACCAUCGAUACCUACAGUGAUACCUCGGCUCCUGAAAGCGCAGACCAUGGACCGAAAUCGACGGCUUCGCCGAGUUACUGCAGCGGUCUGGAUGGAAGUGACGUUUCCAGUUCGACGAGUCGCGCGGUACAGAAUACAAAUGCAAGACAAUCCACAACCAUGGUGGCAGUGUAUGGGCCUGGCGGUAUAGGCAAAUCGACUCUGUUUAAUGCCGCACAAGCUACUGCAAGACAGCAUGGUUACGUGGCAGCAAUCAAAUUCGAUUCCAAAAACAAGGUGCCAUACAGCGGCAUCUUGAAAUCACUUUCACAAGUGCUUCAACAAAUCCUCUCGGAAUCAGAGGAAGAGAUUAAGCAUUUUUACGAUUAUCUCAAGACGUCGUUGGAUUCGCAGUUCAUCAGCAUCGAGCUACUUGCGGAUUUGGUUCCUGAAUUGAAGCCACUCUUGGAUCCACAACAGAUCGCCCAAAAGGAGGUAUUGGAAACGAUUCACAUGGAUAAUGUCGAGACUCAAUCUCGGUUUCAUACUUUGUUUAUGGAAGUAUUUCGAGCUAUCAAUAAUUGGCGAUUAACGACAUUGUUUCUCGACGACCUCCAUCAAGCGGAUGAGCCAUCACUGGAACUGCUUGAAUCAAUGAUGUCGUCAAGAGUCAAUAUCCUGGUAUUUGUCAACUACCGCGACAAAGAAGUGAGCGGAAAGCUGGAGCAAUUUUUGAACAACAAUGCAGCAAACAUGCAUUUCAUCAAAGUCGAUCCACUCAGUUUCGACUCGCUUACCGAUCUGAUAUGCGACACGUUGCAUCGUCCUAGAGACGUUAACCGAGACGACGUAAAGCCACUCGCCGACGCAAUCUACAAGCGUACAAGCGGCAACGCAUUCUAUACCGCACAGCUACUCCGAACACUAGAACGGAAAAAGUUGAUCUUUUUCAACUGGGAGGAGAACGAGUGGGAUUACAAUUUGCACGAAAUUCAGCAAGCUGCUAUGUACAACACGGACAAUAUCAGCUCGGAUUCACCGCUCAAUCUAUCUUUUUUGGUUGCACGAUUGCGCGAAUUACCACACGAGGGCCAGUUGUUGCUUAAAUGGGCUUCAUUUGUGGGCGAUACGUUUUCAUGGAGCACGGUGAAAAGCUUGAUGCUGGCAUCGGAUCCAGAGGACAGUACGAGUGAUACCGGCAGUAUGUUUUCGGAAGAAUCGGAAGAUACCGCAAAGGGCGAUACAACGCCUGUAAUAGAAUCGACCAAUGCAUCAUCGUCGAAAGAUAAAAAAGGCGAUAACAGUAGCAUUACCACAACCACAACAGAUCCUAGCGAAGCACAACAACAGGAGCAGGGGCAGCAGCAGCAAGUAGUUGCCGAAUCUUUACAUCCGCUUAUUCAGUUUACACACACGAUCCAAGACGAUUCUUUAGAUGUUGAUAGUAGUGGGAACCAAUCUCCAGCGCUACGGCCACGCAGUAGUAGUCCUCGACGUAGCAAACGGAGCUCGCCCGCAAGCAGCGCUUCUUCCUCAACCGCACGUGAUCCUAUCCAUGGACUGCAGGCAGUCUUGCAAGAAGGAUACAUUAUGCCUAUACAAAGUGACGAAUUCAAGUGGAGCCACGACCGAAUAUCACAAGCAGCGAUGGAGCUUGCGAAUCCGAAAACACGGUCCAAAAUCCAUUUUAAAAUUGCUCGGUUUUUGAUGAAAGAGAAAAACAUGGACACUUUCUUGGUUGCCGACCACCUUUUAAAAUGUCCUGAGCUUAUCCUGGCAUUGUCAGUAGAUGAGCGAGUGGCAUAUCGUCGACUCAUGAUACAAGCCGGUAACAAGGGAAGAAAUUCGGGUGCGCAUCGAAUGUCCUUUGCAUACUACAAGGCAGCCAUUGAAUUUGGUGAUCCCGAUAGCGCAUGGACCGAGGAAGAGUAUGCCACAACAGUGAACUUGUACACAAACAUGGCCGCACUCAGUUGGGUUGUUGGCGAGUACGAAAUGACAGAGUCGUUGCUGAAAGACUUGUUGACCCAUGUACGGGACCCUAUCGACCGGAGCAAUGCAUACCGGAUUGAAGCCAAGUACUAUAUGUCGCGUCAAAGGUACGACAAAUGUCAGCAAUCGUUACACAAGUGUUUGGCAGAGUUUUGGGGUCGCGACUUUGAAUUCAACACAACGGAUGAAGAGUUACAACGCGAGUUUUUCGAGGCCAAGGCAAAGCUGGAUAAAAUCGGUCUUUGUAAUGUGUUAAGAGACGUCAAGGCAUGCGAGGAUCCGACGUUUAAAGCUGCUUCACACGCUUUGGAAGAACUUUGUACUGCUGCAUAUUGGAUUGGUCAACAGCGAGAAAUGUAUUACUGGGGCUGUCGCAUAAUCAAUUUGUCGCUGGACCGAGGAAUGACAUCAGUGUCGGGUGUCGCUUUUCAGUUCAUGGGUACUGCUGCAGUGAUGCGAUUCAAGCUUUUUUCAUAUGGCGAGGAACUGGGAGCUGCAGGCGUUGCUAUAUCCGACAAGUAUGGCAGCAAUUUUGAAAAAGGACGAAGCUACUUUCUGUACGCCUUAUUCUUGGUGGGCUGGAACCACCAUCAUAGAGAAGCACUCAACUGGUAUCGAACAGCAGGACCCAUCUCUUUAGCCAGCGGCGACAGGAUCUAUGCCAGCUUUUCACAAGUGCAUGUCGGUGCAUCGAUGUUUACGCUUGGAUAUAAUCUCGCAGAUGCGGUGCGGGAAGCAGAGAGUUGUUUCGAGGAUUGUAAUGUCUGGUCGCCGUCGUCGCAAACCAAUUUUUUGUCCAUGUCGGUCAUCCGGACCAUCAAGGCGUUGCAAGGCCAGACAUUCUAUAAUACUCCCGAGGUGUUUGAUGGUGACGACGGAUUUAAUAGUCAGCAUUUUAUCAUUGAAAGUUGUCGCGAUAGCUCGAAUAGGGACAUUUCGAUGAAUUGGUAUGAGUCGUAUAAGCUGAUUCCGUUGGUGCUUUAUGGACAUACGGAUGUUGCCAUCGAAACCGGCUACAGAUGUGUGGACACUAUGUAUUUACAUCCAUGCCACAAGCAUACUCGCUUGAUGUUGUUUUACUUUUCACUGGCACUGAUAAGCAAAAUGCGUCAGAAUAUCAGUGACGAAGACCGAGCAAAAUUACGCGAACGAGUGAAAACGAAUCAAGAACUUCUUCAUGAAUGGGCGAUCAACACUCCUGUGAACUACAUGAUGUACUGGCUACUCGUAGAAGCGGAGCGAGUGUCGCUGGGCAAUGCAGCAGAUAUCGCAAAGGCAAGUCGGCUCUAUGAAGAGGCGUUGGAUAUAGCAAGGGAAGGCGCUUGGUUCUUGGAACUGUGUGUCAUCAAUGAAUACGCUGGAGCAUUUUACGAGCGUAUUGGUAUGCGCAAUAUCGCCUAUAACUUUAUAAAAAAGGCCGUCAACUUGUACAUGGAUCAUGGCUCUUAUGGAAAAGCACGACAGCUCAGUAGCAACUAUGUGGAUCUGUUGGAAAAAUAUAACGAUAACAGGACCGAAUACCAUGAUUCUGCCGUCCAAACAGAUCCUUUCCCAUUCCUGGGCCCACAAGCUUCCUGGAGCACAUCAUCCUAUGGCCCAAGCGUUGCAGCAGCUGCUGCUGUAAACGAGCCUUAUGUUUCCGAGUCUAUACCUCCGGUCACUACAGAAUCAACACUGCUUACGCUUGAUAUCUUGGAUAUGGCAUCGAUUUUGAAAUCUUCACAAGUAAUGUCGUCCGAAGUAAAGUUCGAUUCUUUGCUGUCUUCUAUGAUGGGCAUCAUUCUAGAGAAUUCAGGCGCCGAACGUGGAGCACUUAUUGUUAAAGAAGAAAAAUUCGGUGUUUGUGCUUAUGGCAGUCAAAACGCCGAAACAAUCACGUACGAUCCACCUAGACGACUGUUCGAAGACGACGAACUUGUAUCGAGCCGUAUCAUUAAUCACACGAUCCAUACCGGCGAGAGUAUUUUCAUCCACAACAUUGAGGAAGAUACUCGUUUUGCAGUGGGGCCUUGGUUCGAACGCACAGGUUCCAAGUCUGUCAUCUGUAUGCCCAUUAUCCACAAGGGCGCAUUGGCGGGUUGCUUGUUUAUUGAAGGCUCUGUCGGCGUCUUUACUCAGAGACAUGUUACGGUCCUCAGUCUGUUAUGUCAACAAAUGGGUAUCUCAAUCACAAAUGCCUUUUUGUUCAAAUCUGUGCAGCGUGCUACGAUGGCAAACAUGAGGAUGAUUGAAAUGCAAAAACAAGCGUUGGAAGAUGCUCGAAAGAGUAAAGAAGCGGCAGUGAGGGCAACGCGUCUGCGAGAAAUCUUUUUGGCCAACAUGAGUCACGAAAUCCGUACGCCUUUCUCUGGCUUUUACGGCAUGAUAUCAUUGCUCGCUGAAACUAAUUUGGACCCUGAGCAACGUGAUUUGGUAAAAACAGCCAAGGAAUCAUGCGAGAUUCUACUGCAGAUAAUCGACGACUUGCUCAACUUCUCGAAACUGCAAGCUGGCAAAGUAUCACUCGAUUUGUCCCCAGUGGUUGUGGAGCAGACGAUUACGGAUGUCAUAGAAAUGCUUAUUGCCAUGGCGAUACAAAAGAAAGUCAAUGUCACUUACAACGUUACCAAGGAUGUCCCCUCGGUUGUCAUGGCAGAUGCAAACCGGUUAAGGCAGAUUUUGAUCAACUUACUCGGUAACGCUAUUAAGUUUACGCAUGAAGGAGAAAUUGAAAUACGAUGUACAAUCAACAAACGCGCCAGCAAAAAGGCUGGUGAUGACAAGGUUGCGCUGCUAUUCGAAGUUGUCGAUACAGGUAUCGGCAUCAGCGAAGAGCAGCGAAAAGUUUUGUUUGCACCUUUCUCCCAGGUGGAUGGAAGUACAACUCGCAAAUAUGGAGGCACUGGUCUAGGUUUAUCUAUAUGCUUACAGUUAGUGGAGCUCAUGACUGGAACAAUCGACGUGUCUAGCCAACCGAGCAAGGGAUCAAACUUCUACUUUACCAUACAAGUCAACAAAGUACAAGACCAAACCCUGGAGCGCAACAAUACCAUUGCAACAUUGCUCAACGAAUUAAAAGAUUGUCGCGUUUUGAUUUCUGCAAAGCAUGCUUCCACUGUCAAGAUGGUUCGUCAAUUGCUUCCUGGCAUAACUGUCGACGGUGUAUGUUCAGCAACCGAACUAGCGUCGCACAAAGAUACAACGUACCAGGCGCUUAUUAUUGGUCUUUUUCUUACGCACGAUCCCGAUUAUUCUGCAUGGGCCGACAAUAUUCGCUACUUUUUGGAUCGAACGCGGUGUAUCAUCAUUAUGCAUUAUCCCAGUAGCGGUGUUUGUGAAUUCUUGGGUCAGAAUCACUUGACUUUGGGAGAAGAGGAUGGGCGUCCUACUUUGUUGGACACGACGACUGCUAAAAGCAAGGCACAACGACAACAGCGACUAGAACCAUCACCACAGCAGAAACGUGCUGUCGUACGAAUGGCUGUUCCUCUACGCCGGCAAAAGUUAUUGUUGACGAUGAUUGAUAUGCUACGACAAACAGAGGAGGCGCCACCAACACCUCGACCUACGCUUCGUGCAUCGCCAUCAUCAAGAGACGGAGCAAAGCUUUCCGGCGACGCAAUUACUCCGGAAGAACGGAAGUUGUUUAGUACAAUGCGCGUUCUUGUUGCAGAAGACAACCCGGUCGCUCAAAAGUUAGUAUUUAAGCAGCUCACUAGGCUCGGCUUCCAUGUCGAUUGCGCCAAUAAUGGAUUAGAGGCAGUAGAAAAAUGGAUGCAGCACCCACCUGGUUACUAUAUCAUCUCGUUUUUUGAUCACCAUAUGCCACAGUGUGAUGGUGUCGAAGCAACAAAGAAAAUACGAAAAAUUGAAGCGCAGGAAGCAAGGUUAAUACAACUUCCCAUUGUAGCAUUAACGGCGGAUGUCCAAGAUAGCGCCCGCAAAAUAUGCUUGAACGCAGCCAUGAAUGAAUACCUUACGAAACCAAUGAAUCACAAAGUGCUUGCUGAAACGUUACGAAGGUUUUGCUGUAAUAGUAAUAGUAAUAAUUAUAACAAUAACAGUAAUAGUAGCAAGAGUACUAGUAGUAGUAAUUUAUCCAAACCAUCAUAAUAGUAGAAACAAACACAUAACCCAAUGCACCUUUUAUUACGCAUAUCUCUAUUCCUAUCCCUUCCCACCCACACACACACACACACACGUAAAUACAUUUACCUUUGCAUAAGAACCGCAGUACUAUAAAUAUAAA